This is a messenger RNA of Caenorhabditis remanei, 627 nucleotides long. RefSeq lists its product as uncharacterized. Gene Ontology annotation, biological process: protein refolding; response to heat. The record is from RefSeq and is a predicted model, not a curated record. The transcript is spliced from 5 exons. NCBI's taxonomy places the organism in Eukaryota, Metazoa, Nematoda, Chromadorea, Rhabditida, Rhabditidae. Gene Ontology annotation, molecular function: protein folding chaperone. Bases 1 to 627 code for a protein of 208 amino acids.
AUGUCGGAACGCCGUAUCGACGUCAACCGUUCCAACUACUCGGUCAUCGACAAUGAGUUCGGAAACAUGCGUGACCGUUUCGAGCAAGAAAUGCGUCGUGUCGAGGAGGAGAUGAAGCGUCUUCGCAGCGAGUUCGAAGGUUAUCGUCCAAACGGAGGCGCCCCAACUGCUGCCAUCUCCAAUCAGCCGUACAACGCCUACUCCACUACUUCUUCUCACCACGAGACUUCCAACCGUACCGGUGGAUUCGGAGGAGCUCCACUUCCACCACCAUCGUCGUUCCACGGACCAAGCGACUUGAUGGCUCACCGUCCAACCUACGAUCCAUACUUGGACAACUUGAAAAGUCCACUCAUCAAGGAUGAGAGCGAUGGGAAGACGCUUCGUUUGAGAUUCGACGUGGCCAACUACAAGCCGGAGGAGGUUACUGUCAAGACCAUCGACAACCGUCUUCUUGUUCAUGCUAAGCACGAGGAGAAGACUCCACAGAGAACUGUCUUCAGAGAGUACAACCAGGAGUUUCUUCUUCCAAGAGGCACCAACCCAGAGCAAAUCUCUUCGACUCUCUCGACCGACGGAGUUCUCACCGUCGAGGCACCACUUCCACAAUUGGCUAUCCAGCAAUGA